This is a messenger RNA of Trifolium pratense (red clover), 1388 nucleotides long. RefSeq names its product pectate lyase-like. NCBI's taxonomy places the organism in Eukaryota, Viridiplantae, Streptophyta, Magnoliopsida, Fabales, Fabaceae. The record is from RefSeq and is a predicted model, not a curated record. Bases 52 to 1359 code for a protein of 435 amino acids. The transcript is spliced from 3 exons. Gene Ontology annotation, molecular function: pectate lyase activity.
UCACUCAACAUUUUUUUAUUUUUUCUUUGUUUGGCGGUCAUCACGCCUACAAUGAAUGCCAGUGAAUUAGAGACUGAGAAAUUUUGGAAGGAAGAAAGACCUGAGUUUGAUCAAUAUUGGGAGGAAAGGUCUGUAGAAGCAAAAGAAUUCAAUCAAAAAGCUUAUUUCCCUGAUCCUUUCGAAGUCUCUGGCAACCUAACUGCUUCUAUUACCGAAGUCAUUGCUGGAAAGAACUUAAGAAGGAACCUGAGGGGAAACAAAGGGGGAGGACAAUGUCUGGCCACAAACCCCAUUGAUAGAUGCUGGAGGUGUGACCCAAAUUGGGCUGAUAACCGCCAGAAACUAGCCGAUUGUGUCCAAGGGUUCGGCAGAAACACCCGUGGAGGUAAAGGCGGUCCAAUUUACGUUGUCACCGAUCCUUCUGACGAUGAAUUGAUGGACCCCAAACCCGGCACACUCCGUUAUGCAGUCACACGUAAUGGACCCCUUUGGAUCACAUUCGCUCACAACAUGCUUAUCACACUACAACAAGAACUUAUCAUGAAUAGUGACAAGACAAUUGAUGGUAGAGGAGUUGAUGUUUACAUUGCCAAUGGUGCUGGUAUUACUGUACAAUUUGUUAAGAAUAUUAUCAUCCAUGGAAUUAAGAUUUACAACAUUCAAGUACGCGAAGGUGGUACGAUUAGAGAUUCUGAGACCCAUUAUGGUUUAAGGACUAGGAGUGAUGGUGAUGGUAUUUCCAUAUUUGGUUCUAGUAAUAUUUGGAUUGAUCAUGUCUCCAUGAAAAAUUGUACUGAUGGUUUAAUUGAUGCAAUCAUGGGAUCUACUGCUAUUACCAUUUCUAACAGUCACUUCACUGACCACAAUGAGGUUAUGCUUUUUGGUGCUAAUGACAAUCAUAAAGAAGACAAGAUCAUGCAAAUCACAUUAGCAUUCAACCACUUUGGAAAAAGAUUAGUACAAAGGAUGCCAAGGGCAAGAUUUGGUUUUGUCCAUUGUGUUAACAAUGACUACACUCAUUGGGAAAUGUAUGCCAUUGGUGGUAGCUCGAACCCUACAAUUAUCAGUGAGGGUAACAGAUUCAUUGGCCCAGAAAACAAAAUGGUAGGUAAAGACCUUAUUAAUUCUAAAGAAGUAACAAAGAGAGAAUACACCGAUGAAAGUAUAUGGAAAAGCUGGCAAUGGAGAUCAAUCAAUGACGAAUUUUUGAGCGAUGCUUACUUUAUUCAAUCUGGACCAGAGCUAAAGGACAGACCAUUUUCAAGGCAAGACAUGAUAACAGCUAAACCAGGAAGUUAUGUUGGAAGACUUACACGAUUUGCCGGAAACCUACAAUGCAUUGUGGGUAAACCUUGUUAGAUUUUGGUCAAUCUGUUAUUGUUGCUACU